Messenger RNA from Leptinotarsa decemlineata (Colorado potato beetle), 936 nucleotides. RefSeq names its product serine protease P38 (gene P38). NCBI's taxonomy places the organism in Eukaryota, Metazoa, Arthropoda, Insecta, Coleoptera, Chrysomelidae. Gene Ontology annotation, biological process: proteolysis. The record is from RefSeq and is a predicted model, not a curated record. Gene Ontology annotation, molecular function: serine-type endopeptidase activity.
AAAAUGGUACUUGAGAAAUAUACUUGAGCGACUAGGAAAAAUUCGCAUUGUAUGCGACGACAUAAUGUUACUCAAACUUAUUUUCUGUUUGUGGAGUUUUUCGUCUGUUCGAGGGCAAACAUUCAAAAGUCUAACUCCCAGAUUGAGAAUAAUUGGAGGAGAUGAAGCUGUCCCGCAUGCAUUUCCCUACCAAGUAGGACUCCUGAUCAAUAAUCGUGCACUUUGUGGAGCAUCCCUUAUUUCUGAAAAUUAUGUUUUGACGGCUGCUCAUUGUGCCACCGAAAUAUACAACAACAACGUGGAAGUCAUACUGGGAGCUCACAACAUAACCGCAAAUGAAACCUCUCAAGUGCGUAUCAAGGGCACUGACAUAAUUAUUCACGAAAACUACGAUUAUACCAGCUUCCAAAACGACAUAGCUCUAAUCAGAUUAGCCAGUCCUGCACCUCUUAAUGAUGUUAUCAAAACAGUUGCGUUACCCUCACGUCGCGACAGAGGCAAGACCUACUUGAAUCAAGAGACCACUAGCAUCGGAUGGGGCCUAACGGAAGACAAGCACAAUCCGACUUUGAAAGACAUUACCAGCACCCUGAGAGUGGUGAACGUGACUGUUAUGGAUUUGGACGAAUGUGCCGAUGAUUAUAAUGACGAAGAAACUGGCGUUGUUUAUGUGUCUGAGGUGAAUAUCUGUACGACCGGGUACAAGAACAAGGGGACUUGUAAUGGCGACUCGGGUGGACCUCUUUUGUACAAAAGUAAACAGAUUGGUAUAGUUUCCAUUGGAUCAACGCUCUGUGAGAUGUGCUCGCCUUCAGUUUUCACCAAAGUGGCUUGGUUCUUGGAUUGGAUAGAAGAGAAAACUGAUGUAGCUAUUUCUUAGCAUAUCUUGCCUUGAAGUACGCAUAUUUAUUCACUGUAUAAAUUUCAUUCUACGGU